AGUGGAGUAAAAAAAAAGUGCAAUAUUUGCCUCAGAAGUAUAAAGUAGGGGACACAUUAAAGUCAUGAAUGAUGAAAUUGUACUUAUUGUACCACACCAUUACUGGCUUUUACUUAAAAAAAACAAAACAACUUCAUAGUUAUAUGUGAUAUAAGACAGCGACAGUACUUUUCCGAUCUCUCUUUAUUAGCCUGCAUGUUUUCCCACAAGUUUCUGGUGACCCCGUGACCUCUCAGACAUGCUUUCUGUCCAUAAACUACGAGUAAUAACAGGAACUCGCUUGUUUUGGUACAUUGUAGCGAAGACUGUCUGGACGUCUGCUGUCUGUGUUUGCUGCGCGCUGAUUGGCCACACUGGAGAUAGAGGGGGCGUGGCUUUGCCAUAACAAUGCAUUUCAAGGAACAUACACGCGCCAAGGAAUGUUUUCUGUCCGUUCGGUGGCUAACGUUAACCCGUUUCUCGCACGUUUAACGGUUAUUUCCCGGUCUCAGGUAGACGUUACCGUCAACGGACGAGCCGUUAAACGUUUGUUUCCUAGAGAUAACGGACACCCCCCACCCCCUCCACUCUAUGCAGCCGUUGGAAGUGUGUGGUUAGCUUCUGGCUAUCGUUAGCAAGCUACUAGCAUCUCCGUCCGACAUUGUCAAAAAAAAAAAAAAAUCAGUUGGGAGGAAACAACACGUCGAUUGAUAAGACAGUCAGCUGACGGUGUAUUUUUUGUUUUUGUUUUUUAAAUCUGGUGAUGGUCGACGGUUAUAUGCAAGAAACAUUUUGAUGGGACGCGAUAAUCUCGGAGGCUCAAACACCUGCCAUCACCGAGCAAGCAAACUAGCUCAGAAAGGUUAAGACAAUCAGAGGCAACAUAAAGUGCCUCCACUGUACGGUUUCCUUUCCCAGAGUGUGACUCGUCUGCACGACGUCACCAAUGCGACCAUGGGAAAUAGCAGUAAAUAGGCUGCCACCAACAGCCCCCUUAAACCCGAGGAGGUUCCUUGGAGAGCCCUGCAACGCCCCAGCGCAUCUCAGGAGAAGUCCACCUGUGAGACGCCAGUGGGGGAGACGAGACAGACCUGUACUGCACAGUUCCCUGGUCCAGGAUGAGAACUUCCAUCAUUUGCUUUUCUCCCAACAUCACCAACAGGUUCCUUUAGAUGAGUCCAGACAAUACAGCCACACCAGCACACCACCACGCAUGCUUCACCCUGCUGCUCACCUGCCCCAGCAGAGCCCCAUCAUGGUGGAUCUACAUGACCAGAUGCACCAGGGAUCAGUUCCAAUAUCAUACACUGUUACAACGGUGACGACCCAUGGAUUUCCCAUCCACACCGGGCAGCCCCUUCCAGGCUGCAACACUCAGCAGCUCCCAGCAUGCUCGGUAAUGUUCAGCGGACAGCUCUCUCUGCUCUGCUGCCUUCCUCCUCCUCUCAUACAGGCAUGUACGAUGCAGCAUAUGCCAGUGUCUUAUCAAGCCUUUCCAUCUCUGAUCUCCAGCGAACAUUUUGUAUUGCACCCUACCCCAUCUGUACCCCCCCACCAGCCGCCGCACCUUACUCCUUUGAGCCAGUUUGUCCCUUUACAACCUCAGCACCCACGCAUGCCUCUACAGAGGGUAGAAAAUGAAGUUGACCUAAGAGGGGACCAGCACCCAAUGGGCACUUUCUCCUACCCUCCCUCUCAUCACCCACCAGCGCUGCCUCCUUCUCUGCCCUUACAGUAUCUUCCUCAAGAGCCUCUGCAUCAGGAGCUUCCCUUUGGAGUGCCAUAUCCCCACAUGCUGCCCCGGCGAGUGAAUGGGCAGAGAUAUCGGUUGCAGCAACCUCUCCCCCCACCUCCUCCACCUCCAUCUUACUACCCAGGCUUCCUCCCUUACUUUCUGUCAAUGCUUCCUGUGCCUCCAACAGCAGUGGGCCCAGCCAUCAGUCUAGACCUGGAUGUGGAUGAUGUGGAGAUGGAAAACUAUGAGGCAUUAUUGAAUCUGGCAGAGAGGUUGGGUGAAGCGAAACCACGUGGACUCACUAAAGCCGAUAUAGAGCAACUUCCAUCCUACAGAUUCAACUCAGAGAAUCAUCUAUCUGAACAAACGCUGUGUGUUGUGUGCUUUAGUGACUUUGAGUGUAGGCAGCUACUUCGGGUAUUACCUUGUAACCAUGAAUUCCACGCAAAGUGUGUGGAUAAAUGGUUAAAGACCAAUCGCACUUGUCCUAUCUGCCGAGCCGAUGCCUCGGAUGUACACCGAGAGGUGGAGUGAGAACUGUCUAUCUCUGAGUGCUGAACUGGAAAGCUGCGCACACCAGAGUCGGUCCCAAAACUGGGGACACCUGCCACCCAACUUGCGUCCUCCAGUAAAUAUAGCUUACCCACCCACUACUCCUGCCCCUUCUAAAUAAUAAGCAAUCCAGGAUUGUGUCUGGAGCCUGUUGUACCUCUGCUGUGCUUCAUUGUCCAAGUCUCAUGAAACCCACUGCCUAUCGCAGCCUAUAGCCAGAGUUCUGGGAUUGCCAGCCAGAUCUUUCUCUGCCCCCUCGUUGCAGAUUCCAAAGAUUUUCCCUACAAUGCAUUAUUUGCUGCUUUUGUUUACAGGGUUUCAUUUUUCUUUAGUGGAUUUGGUUGUGGUUUUCAUGAAUAGUGGGAGCCCUGCAUUGGAAGAGGUGAGUCAGAAGUCUGGAGGAUGAUGGGCUUGGACACCUUGUGCAAUUAGCAGAAAAAUAAUAGGAAUACUUCAACAUGGGUAUCUGUGCUUGGAGGCGACGCCUGACCAUCAUAGAUGCAUGUUUGUGUAGGUGUUGGGCAAAGUAACUUGUUAAUAAUGUAUGUUCUGCAAUAAUGUAUUGAUCAUUUCAACAAUUUUACCCCUUAUUUGUCUUAGAUUUGCCAAUGCUAUUGUGAAAGUGUGACUUGCUGUGGUUAAAUGCAGAUUCUGUUAAGCCUGAGGUUAUGGACUGCAAGUGACGGGACAUGCAACAGUGGGGUACCUUCUACCCCAGAUUAUCCACUCUGGAACACAGAUCUGUACAAAAGCAGUCGUGGAUUAACGGACUGCGUCUUUUUCGAGGUCAUCUGGCAUAACUGCACAAGUGCUACAUCCACCCUCCAUGUCAGCAUUGUUCCUCUGGCAAGUUUGUACGAGUGCGUGCGUGUGUGUGCGUGUAUGUUUGUAUGUUUGUCCUGUUCACAGAGCCAAUGCAUUGUGUAACCACUGGAUACAGGGCAGCAUGCUAGGAUUUGCAUGAACUGUUGAUUCAGACUAGCAAUAUUUUAAUCAAGCAUUGCCACCAAAAUUAUCAAAUUUUAAGAAAAAGAAGAGACAAAGAAGCAUACUAAAAGAACUGCUUGCUUAUUCAGAAAGCGCCAUGAGGGAAGACUAGCAUGUGGUUCCACCCCGACUGCGUUUUUAAGGAUCGGCGUCCUCGUCCGAAAGCUAUGCUGAUGCCAUAGAGCUCUGGAGGCCUGUGCAGAAAGCAAUAUGUGCAGUGAGUGGCGAGUUUUAAAUGAACUUUCUUCCCCUUUCAGGAAGACUGGGCUUUUUAUUUCUUUGUUUGUGAGCCAAAUCCGAUAUACAGAUAUAGCCUAUACUGUUCAAGAUUUCAGAUCUGCCUUCUUAUGACCUUGACAAGCACAAACCUAUUACUAAUCCUGAAAAUACUUUGUCAUUUCCACUUGUUUUAAAAGUAUGCUUUUUUUUUUUUCUUAAUUUUUAGAAAAGGUUUAUUUAUUGGUUUUAUCUUCUAGAGAAAAUACAUUGAAGGAAACAGUUGGAGCACUAACUAAUGUUUGUGUAUGGUAUGUGUUAUAUUCUGGUAUCUUGGUCAGGUCAUUGUCUUAGGCCAUGGUAAUGGUGUUGUAAAAGAGCAACUGUAUGUAUAGCUUCAGUGUGAAUGCUUUUAGAUAAACAUUUGAAGACAGAAGAAUGUUGAAAAAAGAAAAAAAAAGUCACUGGUGACACUCCACAAUACGCCAGCUUCCUGUAUCCCACAGUGAUCAGGACGGGGUUCAAAUGAGACGCAGAGCUGGAGUGUUCAGUAGUGUAGAAACACUGUUAGACUUCUAGUUCACUGCUUGUGUUCACACUAAAAAAAAAUACAAUACAUUUGGGGUGGGAGGGAAAAGAGCAACAAAUGGACUUUUUUUGCUUUGGAUUUACUCUUGUCUCUUAACUGCCCCAGUAAGCACUAACAGGCAGUUGUAACCUUUGCUUUUGUGUGUAAAGGGAUCUUGCCUUUUUCUUUACUUUUGUUUCUUAAGUGAAUGUGAGUCUUUGAUGUGUGUGCCACCUUCAAGAGAAAAAAAGAAGCCAUUUAAUGAGUUAAAUCCACAGCUUUGAGAAUUAACCUAUGUGUACAUAUCUAUUCGCUGGCAUAUAUUGUAAGUUAAAAAAAAAAAAAUCACUCAGGGCCUCUCGGUAUAUAAAAAUAAAGGAGAACAGUCCAUUUUAAAUGGAAAGGAUGCCAUGGAAAGGGUAUAUCUGAAUUUAGUUUGGUCGUUUUCCUCAGACCAUAAAUAAUUUAAUGUAAUCAAUUAUAAUAUUCUGUUUUGUCGGAAAUAGUAGAUAUUACAUCAUUUAAAGACAGGCAUGCGAGAAAAAAGAUCAGUAAAUAUGUUAUUAGUAUUCACUGAAAAGAGGCAAUGUACACUGCAACUCAUUACAAGUGUAUUAUUCAAACCUGUUUGACUUUUGUUCUUUUACUCGAACCAUAUGUUCAACAUAGCGGUUGUGAUCCCGUUUCUAAAUGUGCCACGGUGCACACUAUUCUACCUAAUUCACUCCCAAAUCUACUUCAGAGGUGUUUGCAUGACUUUAAGAAAAAAAAGAAAAAAAAAGAAGUUUUAAAAAAAAAAAGUAAAACAAAGUGUGUUAUAGUGGAGGAUAUCUCAAAAAUCUGGUGGGGGACCUAUUUAAUGGUGCACAAUAUGCAUGCUUGUCAACCAGAUCCCAACUGAUUUUUAGCUCUAGUUGGCUUUGGGGUUCUGGGGGUUUGGAUCUUAACGCUCAGCUGAUAACUGCCAUGCAUUGUACUGCACACAUUUGUAAUAGAACUGAAUGACUACAAGAUUUUAUUGCGCUAACUUCAUUUUAUAGGAAAAAAAAGAGAAAAAAAAAACUGGUCUUGAAUCCAGAAAUUCUUACAUACAUUGUGUUACUGUUAUUGCCCUAACGACUGAAAAAUUACAUGCUCUGAAACUACUGUAGUUUAUCAAAAGCCAUAGUGAAAAGGUGCUAGAUGUUCUGCUUUUAGGUAUGAAAACUCACUUGCGUGAAUGCAAUAGUUUGUCAUGGAUCCCAUGUAUUCUUAAAGCAUGUUAUACUAAUACCCCUAAACAAUGUCAGUGAAAAUCAAUAUAGUUUAAGGGAUUUUAAAAAAAAAAAA
Larimichthys crocea (large yellow croaker) is the source of this 5366-nucleotide messenger RNA. RefSeq names its product ring finger protein 44 (gene rnf44). Bases 926 to 2248 code for a protein of 440 amino acids. Lineage: Eukaryota; Metazoa; Chordata; Actinopteri; Sciaenidae. The record is from RefSeq and is a predicted model, not a curated record. Gene Ontology annotation, biological process: protein ubiquitination. Gene Ontology annotation, molecular function: ubiquitin protein ligase activity. The transcript is spliced from 11 exons.